This is a messenger RNA of Lucilia sericata (common green bottle fly), 3484 nucleotides long. It is a transcript of the gene numb, whose product is annotated as protein numb. Bases 1351 to 3060 code for a protein of 569 amino acids. Lineage: Eukaryota; Metazoa; Arthropoda; Insecta; Diptera; Calliphoridae. The record is from RefSeq and is a predicted model, not a curated record. The transcript has 4 exons.
ACUUUUGCCAACGACAGUACAGUAGAGUUAUUUCAGCCGCUGAAACGUAAAGAACGUGAGCACGUAUUAACCGAGAGGGUUUUCAACUCGCUAAAGCUUGACAUACCGCCGUGUAUUCUUAGGGUCUUUUUUUAUCUACAGUUUUAUAUAGUACAAAAAAAAAAUAACAAUUUGUACUUAUAGAUUCAACGAUCAAUUUAGGUGUUUUGUUGCCGUAUUUUCAAUUUCCUCAAUAGGCGGUUUAGUUUUAUAGUUCAAUACAAAACGCGUUAACAUAUCGAUUAUUUUAAAUUUAAUUUAAAAACGUUUGUUUUUUUGUUGCUAAAAAGUUUAUUAGAAUAAUGAAAAGUUUUGCAAUAGAAUGAAAUGAAAAAACAAUAACAAAUAAUUGUGUAUUAUUAAAACUGAAUAAAUAAAAUUGUGGAUUACUCACUCAUAGAACAAAUUUAUUAGAAUUGCAAGCUCAAUUUUAAAAUUAUUAACAAAAUAACAAUAACAAAUCUCUACAACUAUAUAAAUAAUUAUUAAUUGGAUAAAAAUAAUUAACUCCGACAACCACCACAUAAACAACAAAACAAAAAACAGCCAACCAACCUUAAUUCUGGAUUUAAAUGCUAAUACUUUAUACAAAAACUAAAAUUUUUAACAAAUUUCAAGUAUUUUGUAUAAAACUAAACAACAUCAUCUAACGGAACAUAUCGUUUGUUCACUACAGUUUCUUAAUGGAAUUACUAUCAAAUCAAGCAAUAAAAAUCAAUCAAACUGUUGUCUAAAUUAUUAAUUACACACAAUACCAAUAUCAAACAAAAUAAUAUAACAAUAACAAAUGAACAGUUGAAAAAAUACAACAACAACAACAGCAACAAUAUAAAAUCAAUGCAAAUUUAACAAUAAAUCAAUUAAACUACAAGCAAAUUGUGAUAUUAAAUAUUAAUAAAAUUUAAAAAUAAACAUAAAAAACAACAAUUACACUAAGUAGUAGUAAUAAAUAGUUUAAUACGCGAAAGGACUCUAGGGCUAGAUUCUAAAGGGCCCACCAUAUGUUUUUAUACGGAUGAUUGCAAAAUUUUGUUUUUGUUUUAAAUUCAAUUUAAUUUAAAUUGUAACGGUUGCUUAAAACAAUUCUCUCACGUUUUAAAAUAUCAUACAAAAGGUAACCAGUAAAAAAAACCCUUAAAAUUACACACAUUCUAACAAAACCAGGAAAUACUUACACACAUUAAAUACAAUUCAAACUACAUACAAACCAUAGUUUAAAGAAGAUCGAGAGCAAAACAAAUAGUUGAAACAGUUCAAGCAACCAACCAACAACCCAACAGAUCAAAAGCAACAUUUAUUAUUUAGUUUAAAAUGGGAAACACAUCGUCACACACGCAUGAACCUUUAGAAAGAGGCUUCACACGAGGAAAAUUUGGUGAUGUUAAAAAUGGGAAAUCCGCUUCAUUCCGUUUUAGUAAAAAGUCUCCCAAAAAAAUGGAUCGUUUGCGACGAUCCUUUCGUGAUUCGUUUAGACGCCGAAAGGAUCGUGUUCCCGAGUCAUCGAAACCUCAUCAAUGGCAGGCGGAUGAAGAGGCUGUACGCACGGCCACCUGUUCAUUUUCGGUUAAAUAUUUAGGUUGCGUUGAGGUUUUCGAAUCGCGUGGUAUGCAGGUUUGCGAGGAGGCCCUCAAAGUUUUGCGGAACUCUCGUCGUCGUCCGGUAAGAGGUCUUUUACAUGUUAGUGGUGAUGGUUUGCGCGUGGUAGACGACGAAACCAAGGGCCUAAUAGUGGAUCAGACCAUUGAAAAGGUCAGUUUCUGUGCGCCAGAUCGUAAUCAUGAACGUGGCUUUAGUUAUAUCUGUCGUGAUGGCACCACUAGACGUUGGAUGUGUCAUGGUUUUUUAGCUUGCAAGGAUUCCGGAGAACGUUUGUCACAUGCUGUAGGUUGUGCCUUUGCGGUGUGUUUGGAGCGUAAGCAGAGACGUGAUAAAGAAUGUGGUGUUACUAUGACUUUUGAUACCAAGAAUAAUACAUUCACACGUACCGGCUCCUUCCGUCAGCAGACAAUGACCGAACGUUUUGCCAACAACGAAAGGGGCAUUGAUACGCCCUCGGCUGCCAUAACACCACAGCCGAAACCUUUUAAUCCCUUUGCCAUUGAACGGCCUCAUGCUACACCUUCCAUGCUAGAGCGUCAAGGUUCCUUCAGGGCCUUUAGCACAAUUGGUAGUCAGUCACCUUUUAAGCGUCAGAUGUCAUUGCGCAUUAAUGAUCUUCCGUCCAAUGCAGAGCGUCAAAAGGCCUUUAUGGCGGCAGCCACGGGCAAUGCUUUGGCUUUAAAUACACCCAAUCGUAGUGUGUCACCCAUACCAGAGGUGUCACCCGCUAAAGCCGGUUUGGAGUUGGAAAAUGGCGGUAUAGCCACCGCCGAAACGGUAAGCCAGUUGUGUCAAGAGCUCAGCCAGGGUUUGACUUUGCUUUCGCAAACCGAUGCAAUGCUGGCAGCAUCGCCCAAUGGUGCUACCGAUGAUCUCAAUUUCAAUAAUAAUUUGAGCAUUAAUCAGAAUAUUAUAGCUGCAGAAAAACACUAUCAAAAAGUAAUCUCCUCACCCACCAGCAUCUCCAGUUAUGGUGUGGUGACACCCACGGCCCAAGUUACGCCACGUAUUGCCUCGGUAUCGCCGGCUAUACUCAAUACACCUCCUCAGACGCCUAGUAAUACACCCACACUACCCACGAGUAGCGAAAAGUUAACGCUCAAGGAAGCCACACUGCCGAAAGCCGAUCAAUGGUUGGGUCAGGUUGUUAAGAGUACCUCACCGGCGGCCCUCAAACGAGCUCCUCAACUGGUCAACGCUGGACGCACACAAUCGAUGAGCUCAGUACCCGGAACAAAUGAUCCCUUCGAUGCCGAAUGGGUAGCGGGUGUCACUAAGCCAUUGUCACCCGAAUUGCCGGCAAUAACGGGAGGUAUUGCUACACCCACCACGCCAGCCAAUACCACAACGCCGCUACACAGUACUAAUCCCUUUAUAUCGCCACCUAAAGCUCCAGCGCAAUCAUUCCAAGUGCAACUCUAAGAUGAUAUGGGGGAAAGAGAAAGCACAUUAAAUAAUUAAGUAGACUAGUAAAAAGGGAACUAAAAUGCAUGCUGCAAGAAAAAAAGGGGGAAAGUGAAGUGUUGGACACGGCCACUUUAAAAACUCAAAACUUUUUUGUUAAGCGUUAAUAAAAUAAAUAAAUUUUAAAAACUAAACAACACCACCUACCAAGUGGAAAGCCGCUUAAAAAACAAUCUACUAAACAACAUUGAAAUAAAUGGCUGGCAAUCUUGUUACUUAAUUAAACGCUAAAUUGAUGUUACUUACAUAUUACAUUUAUAAACAAAUAUAAGAAAAAAAAAAAACAAAAAAACAUUUAACUAAAACACAACAUAAAACUGAUUUAAGUUGUUCUAUAUAUAAUUUAAAAAAAAAUAUGUUAGAAAUUAUUUAGAAAAGAGAU